Messenger RNA from Octodon degus (degu), 1169 nucleotides. It is a transcript of the gene Kctd17, whose product is annotated as potassium channel tetramerization domain containing 17. Gene Ontology annotation, cellular component: cytoplasm; Cul3-RING ubiquitin ligase complex. Gene Ontology annotation, molecular function: cullin family protein binding. The record is from RefSeq and is a predicted model, not a curated record. NCBI's taxonomy places the organism in Eukaryota, Metazoa, Chordata, Mammalia, Rodentia, Octodontidae. Gene Ontology annotation, biological process: proteasome-mediated ubiquitin-dependent protein catabolic process; protein homooligomerization. The coding region runs from base 48 to 1169 and encodes 373 amino acids. The transcript is spliced from 8 exons.
AGCUCCCGGCAUGCCCGGCGCGCACCGUCCGCGGCGCCGAGCCGAGGAUGCAGACGCCGAGGCGGGCGAUGAGGAUGGAGGCUGGGGAGCCAGCGCGGCCGGCUGGAACGGGCGGCCGCGCCGCAGGCGGCUGGGGCAAAUGGGUGCGGCUCAACGUCGGGGGCACAGUGUUCCUAACCACCCGGCAGACGCUGUGCCGGGAGCAGAAGUCCUUUCUCAGCCGCUUGUGCCAGGGGGAAGAGCUGCAGUCGGAUCGGGAUGAGACUGGGGCCUACCUCAUCGACCGUGACCCCACCUACUUUGGGCCCAUCCUGAACUUCCUCCGACAUGGCAAGCUGGUACUGGACAAGGACAUGGCGGAGGAGGGGGUCCUGGAGGAGGCUGAGUUCUACAACAUCGGCCCUCUGAUCCGCAUCAUCAAAGACCGAAUGGAGGAGAAGGACUACACAGUGACACAGGUGCCACCCAAGCACGUGUACCGUGUGCUGCAAUGCCAGGAAGAGGAGCUCACUCAGAUGGUCUCCACCAUGUCUGAUGGCUGGCGCUUCGAGCAGCUAGUGAGCAUCGGCUCCUCCUACAACUAUGGCAGCGAGGACCAGGCAGAGUUCCUGUGUGUGGUGUCCAAGGAGCUGCACAGCUCCCCUAACGGCCUGAGCUCAGACUCCAGCCGCAAGACCAAGAGCGCGGAGGAGCAGCUGGAGGAGGAGCGGCGGCAGGAGGAGGAGGUGGAGGAGGUGCAGGUGGCACAGGUGCAGGUGGAGGCAGAUCUCCUCCCCUCUCCCCUUGACUCUCCUCACUGGCCCUGGUCUUCUGACCCCUCCUCUCCUCCUGCCCCUUCCCCCCUCUUAUCUUCUAGCUAUUACAAGCCAGAGGCACCCGGAUGUGAGGCCCCAGAUCACCUCCAGGGACAGGGGCUUCCGAUCCGAAAUCCUAUAUUUUUGUACCACGAGGGCUGUGACUUAUCCCUGCCUCUGGCGGUGGGCUGGGGGCCUUCUAGGACCUCACAAGGCCUUCGGUGGGCCCUUGGCCCUGUGGGCAGAGCCACCUGCUCCUGGCCCAAGUGUGGCACCAUCCGGCUGUGUCUGCCAGGCCCCUUUGUUCCCUCGCCCGGGCCCCCCUGCUGCAUGGUGGAUGCUCUCCCUCCUGGCCCCAUCACGUCACCUCCUUGA